AUGAAGAUCAUGGGAGAAGAAGGUGUUCCUGCAACCACUUACUUAAAAACUAUGUUGUUGGCAGAUGUAUUUCUUUUUCUCCUUGUGUCGGUGAAGGCAAAAGGAAGAGAGGAUUUGCAGGUUAACCGGCUGGAAACGCAAAUAUGGAUAAAACCAGACAUACAGAAGACAGAUGUGGACUUUUCAGAAAUUCUUAAUGCAAUACAAGAAAUAGCUAAGGAUGUCAACAUUUUUUUUGAUGAGUUAGAAGGUGUGAACAGCCCUUCCAAAGAUGAUGACUCCCUGCUUCACCAUGGUAACUUGACCAGUACUUCUGAUGAUGCCAGCAGGUUGGAAGUUGUGGGAGAGGAAAUACCUGAUAAGAACAAAACCAAUGGACUAUAUUUUAGAGAUGGGAAAUGUCGGAUUGACUACAUCCUGGUGUAUAGAAAAUCCAAUCCACAGACAGAAAAGAGGGAAGUAUUUGAGAGAAAUAUCAGAGCAGAAGGACUUCAAAUGGAAAAAGAGUCAUCUCUAACAAACAGUGACAUCAUCUUUGUGAAGUUGCAUGCCCCUUGGGAGGUCCUGGGCAAAUAUGCUGAACUAAUGAAUGUAAGAAUGCCUUUCAGGCCCUUUAACCCCUUCAAUGCUGGAGCCCCCUGCAUACUUGUGCGCUGCUGUUUUUUAAAUGGACAUUUCAUUGAAAUCAAUGGGAGGUCAAGAAGAUCCAGGAGAAAAAUCUAUUACCUGCACCGCCGAUACAAGUUCAUGAAUAGGAUCGAGAAACAAAUAAGCAGGUUUCGAGGAUGGUUACCUAGAAAGCCAAUGAAACUGGACAAGGAGACACUGCCAGAUCUGGAGGAGAAUGACUGCUAUACUGCUCCAUUCAGCCAACAAAGGAUCCAUCACUUCAUCAUACACAACAAAGAUACUUUCUUCAAUAAUGCUACAAGAAGUAGAAUUGUACACCAUAUCUUACAAAGAGUGAAAUACGAAGAAGGGAAAAACAAAAUUGGUCUGAAUCGAUUGCUCAGUAAUGGCUCCUAUGAAGCUGCAUUUCCUCUUCAUGAGGGAAGUUACAGAAGUAAGAAUUCAAUAAGAACACACGGGGCAGAAAACCACAGACACCUACUCUAUGAGUGCUGGGCUUCCUGGGGAGUGUGGUAUAAAUACCAACCACUGGACCUCGUGAGACGGUACUUUGGUGAGAAAAUUGGGCUGUACUUUGCCUGGUUAGGCUGGUACACGGGGAUGCUCUUCCCAGCUGCCUUCAUUGGAUUGUUUGUCUUUUUGUAUGGAGUCACCACUUUGAACCACUGCCAAGUCAGUAAAGAAGUCUGCCAAGCUACAGAUAUUAUAAUGUGUCCUAUAUGUGAUAAAUACUGUCCCUUCAUGAGGUUGUCAGACAGCUGCGUUUAUGCCAAGGUAACCCACCUUUUUGACAAUGGAGCUACUGUCUUUUUUGCUGUUUUCAUGGCGGUGUGGGCAACUGUUUUUCUGGAGUUUUGGAAAAGAAGGCGAGCAGUAAUUGCUUAUGACUGGGACUUGAUAGACUGGGAAGAAGAAGAGGAGGAAAUACGUCCGCAGUUUGAAGCCAAGUACUCCAAGAAAGAACGAAUGAACCCCAUAUCCGGGAAGCCAGAGCCUUAUCAAGCAUUUGCAGAUAAAUGCAGCAGACUCAUUGUUUCUGCAUCUGGAAUAUUUUUUAUGAUCUGUGUGGUGAUUGCUGCUGUUUUUGGCAUUGUUAUUUACCGUGUUGUGACUGUCAGCACUUUUGCUGCCUUUAAGUGGGCUUUAAUCAGGAAUAACUCUCAGGUUGCAACUACAGGGACUGCAGUGUGCAUCAACUUUUGCAUCAUCAUGCUACUGAAUGUGCUGUAUGAAAAGGUUGCUCUUUUCCUGACAAAUUUAGAGCAGCCUCGUACCGAAUCCGAGUGGGAGAACAGCUUCACUCUGAAAAUGUUUCUUUUUCAGUUUGUCAAUCUGAACAGCUCUACCUUUUAUAUAGCAUUCUUCCUUGGAAGAUUUACAGGACACCCUGGUGCCUACUUAAGGCUGAUAAACCGGUGGAGACUGGAAGAGUGCCACCCUAGUGGAUGCCUUAUUGAUCUCUGUAUGCAAAUGGGUAUUAUAAUGGUGUUAAAGCAAACCUGGAAUAAUUUCAUGGAACUGGGCUACCCGCUAAUUCAAAACUGGUGGACCAGGAGAAAACUACGACAAGAGUAUGGCACACAGAGAAAAACAAGCUUCCCACAGUGGGAAAAGGACUACAAUCUGCAACCUAUGAAUGCUUAUGGACUCUUUGAUGAAUACCUGGAAAUGAUUCUUCAGUUUGGGUUCACAACCAUUUUUGUGGCAGCUUUUCCACUGGCACCGCUUCUGGCCUUACUUAACAAUAUUAUUGAAAUUCGGCUUGAUGCAUACAAAUUUGUUACCCAGUGGAGAAGACCUUUAGCUUCAAGAGCCAAAGAUAUAGGAAUCUGGUAUGGGAUCCUGGAAGGCAUUGGAAUACUUUCUGUUAUCACAAAUGCAUUUGUUAUAGCUGUGACAUCAGAUUUCAUCCCUCGCCUUGUUUAUGCUUACAAAUAUGGACCUUGUGCUGGCCAAGGAGAAGCUGGACAAAAGUGUAUGGUUGGCUAUGUUAAUGCCAGUUUAUCAGUAUUUCUGGUGUCUGACUUUGAAAACCGUUCAGAGCCAACAUCAAAUGGAAGUGAAUUCUCUGGUUCACCGUUAAAAUAUUGCAGGUACAGGGACUACCGAGACCCUCCUCACUCCCCAGUGCCCUAUGGUUACACACUGCAGUUCUGGCAUGUCUUAGCAGCGCGGUUGGCUUUCAUUAUUGUAUUUGAGCACCUUGUCUUUUGCAUAAAGCACCUGAUUUCCUACUUAAUCCCAGAUCUCCCAAAAGAUCUGAGAGAUCGGAUGAGGAGAGAAAAGUACCUGAUUCAGGAAAUGAUGUAUGAAGCUGAACUAGAACGUCUGCAGAAGGAGCGGAAGGAAAGGAAGAAGAACGGAAAAUCUUAUCACAAUGAGUGGCCAUGA
Gymnogyps californianus (California condor) is the source of this 3021-nucleotide messenger RNA. RefSeq names its product anoctamin 4 (gene ANO4). The transcript has 27 exons. Gene Ontology annotation, biological process: chloride transmembrane transport. The record is from RefSeq and is a predicted model, not a curated record. The coding region runs from base 1 to 3021 and encodes 1006 amino acids. Gene Ontology annotation, cellular component: plasma membrane. Gene Ontology annotation, molecular function: protein dimerization activity; chloride channel activity. Lineage: Eukaryota; Metazoa; Chordata; Aves; Accipitriformes; Cathartidae.